Messenger RNA from Oncorhynchus masou masou (cherry salmon), 1116 nucleotides. RefSeq lists its product as uncharacterized. Bases 1 to 1116 code for a protein of 371 amino acids. The record is from RefSeq and is a predicted model, not a curated record. NCBI's taxonomy places the organism in Eukaryota, Metazoa, Chordata, Actinopteri, Salmoniformes, Salmonidae. The transcript is spliced from 5 exons.
AUGAAUAAGGAGGCGAUCACAUUGAAACAAGAGGAUGAUAUUACAGUGAAAGAGGAAUAUGGGAACGAGGUUGUCAAAGUGGAAAAAGAGGUAGAAGCUUUCAGAAUCAAAAAGGAGGAAGAUGCCGUAAAAUUGAAAGAGGAGGAAGACUCUUUUGGAGUAAAAGAGGAGGAUAUCUCAAUAAAAGAGGAAGACGUUUUGGGAGUGAAAAAUGAGACUGAAGAUCCGAUUACCACCAAAGAAAAGAGUCUCUCCAGAUCAGAACACCAGAUGGACAACGCUAGCCCCUCCUCCCUCCCGGAGUCCCCGUUUCGUACCUCUUCCGGUAACACCUUACUGCUGGGUAGGAAGAGGUUGUCUGUGCUGCUGGUGGACUGCAGGAAAACAACGGAGCUGAGUGGAACUGUGAGAGGACGACAAGAGAAGAAAGGAUCAGAUUUGACUGAAAAAAUUGACCAGGAGAGUGACACAGAAGAAAUGGAUGAGGACUCUGUGGGUGACCAGAGUUUUGAUUCCAGCGCAGAAGAAAUGUUUUUGGAAGGAAAGGAUCUACUUUUUGAUCAUCCCAGCGAUUCUGAUUGGGAGCCCAUACUGCCAAGGUGCAAAUCCCCCACUGAAGCUGGUCCAUCCAGCCGGACCCCUGCUGUCUCCGGCACCACACCUACCCCCGCCCGGCCAUCAAGAGGUGUGAAGCCGGUGACAAAGAAGCGGAGGAAGGGAAGUGUGGAACCUGCUGGCAGUGCGGAGGAGGGUCGUUGGCACUCUGUGCUGGAGGAGGAUGUGGCCCCACCACCUCCAAUUUUCAGACCAAAGAGGCCACCAGGUCCUCAGCUGGACAUGAACUCCAAGUACAGCCCCAUGCAACUUUUUCAGUUGUUUUUCACCUCGGCAGUUGUUGAUUCCCUGGUGUUGAACACUAAUAAGUACGGAGCUAAGAAGCAGGAAGGCAAGAAAGAGACAUGGAAGCCCAUUUCCAGGUCAGAUCUUUUUUGUUACUUUUCUAUGGUCAUUUACAUGGGUCUUGUGAAGCUAAAAACCCUGAAGGACUACUGGAAAUCUGCACCCUCUAUCAACUGCCUUUCCCCACCACGGUCAUGUCGUGCAAAAGGUUUCUGA